Lichtheimia ornata is the source of this 1962-nucleotide messenger RNA. RefSeq lists its product as uncharacterized. Bases 1 to 1962 code for a protein of 653 amino acids. Gene Ontology annotation, cellular component: cytoplasm. NCBI's taxonomy places the organism in Eukaryota, Fungi, Mucoromycota, Mucoromycetes, Mucorales, Lichtheimiaceae. The transcript has 6 exons. The record is from RefSeq and is a predicted model, not a curated record.
AUGGUUUAUCAUCCAAAACAACUUGAUCCAUCGGUAGAUGUUGGAUCACCAAAGCCAACACGGCUUCGACAACCCACUGCAGUAAAAAGAUCCGUUCAUGCAACCCCACCAUCAUCAUCAUCAACACCCACCACCACCAAACGCACAUCUUCCCGGAUGACCGUUACCAAUAACAACACCAUGCCAAAUCGUCGUCCCAUGGAGAAAAAGAAUACUCGACAACAACAACCAGCAUUGAACAAGUCCAUUCCAACAAUGCCAAAAGCCAAUGCGCCCAAUCGUCAACGCCAGCCCCAUUCUCCCCAUGCACGAUCGCCACCCGCCCCGUCUAAAAGAAGUGGUGGCCACAAACCUCCUAACCAUACGACUCGAUUACCAGCAUCUCGGUCCCCUGCUACACAGAAAUCCUUAUCACCAGUGGCGAAGAUGCGAGAGCAAUAUGACAAGCUGAAACUACAGAACAACCAAAACAUGGAUGUCAUUGCUCAGCAACAAGAUGAAUUGCGUAAACUCAAAGAUCAGUUGGCACAGCAACAACAACCCGCAACACCUCCUCCCGAAGUGAAACAACCUAGCAACAACAAUCAUGCAUCAUUGAAAGAUGAAGAAGACAAUGAGACAACAACAACUGAACACCAGCUGCAUGAACUCGAGCGGCAAACCAUGAAACGAGAUGAAGAAUUGGAGCAGUUGCGAAUGGAGUUGAAACAACAACGUGAUGCAUUAGUGAAGGAUGAUCAUCGUUUAGCAUUGGAGGAAAGGGAAAAUGAUUUGCAACAACGUGAAGAGAUGCUUAAACAAUACCAGGAUCAAUUGAACCAACUCAAAGUGGAGAACAAACAAGCUUUGCAGCGCUUGACUGAAAAGGAAAAGGAGCUCAAAACACACCAGGAUAAGCUUGCUCCCGAGAUUAUAGCCUUGAAUGAACAACUCGAGCAACAAAAACAAAAGCAUCAAGAAAGUUUACGCCAACAUGAAAUCAUCCUUGAUGAAAAGAAUCAACUCCUGCAAGAGCACCAGGCCAUCUUGAAAGAGAUGCAAGACGCUCAUCAGAAUGAGAUUUCCAAGCUCCAAGCCGAUCAGAUCAAGAACAUCCUUUUAUUGAAACAACGCCAUGCCAAAGAAGUAGCUGAUAUCAAAGCACGUUUGGAAGAAGCAGAGUCGAAGCUCCUCAACAACAGCAAGGAUGGCAACAACAACGACCAAAUGAUGGAAGAACAAUUGGAACGCGUGUUGAAGGAAUUCGAACAAGCAGAGCAUUCACAUCCAGUACAACAGCAAGAUGAUAAUAACAAAAUGCAACAUGCAGCAGCGGGUAAAUCGCCACAACAUCAUCACCCAAAACAACAACCAUGGACAUCACGUUUCUUACCAACCGAAGCUGUUUCAUGGCCACCACCGCAACCAUUAUCCAUUCUUCGAAAGACCAACAAUGCAUACUCACAGCAAAUCCAGUCUUCAGCACAUGACGAUGAUGAUGAAGCAUUACCUGAUUUGAUACCUUCCAACAAUACAAAGAUCCAAUUAUACAUUUCCUCCGUCUCUGGUAGCCCCUUGGUAAAACGCCAUCAAGAUACCAUACAACAACUGCUCAAGAACAAUAAUAUUCCUUUUCAAGUGGUGGACGUGGCAACAAGCAAAAUGGCCGUGGAGCAUAUGAAACGUUACGGCAAUAACAGGUCGAGUGAGGGACAUGUACCACAAGUGUUCGUGGGUGGUGAAUAUCGAGGCGAGUACGAAGAUAUCCUUCAACAUGCAGAGAAUGGGACAUUGGAAGCACUCUUGAAACCUGAAAACGACAAGGCACAAGAUACUAUGGAAGGCACACAAACAAGCACAACGUCCAGCUCUAGUUCUUCCUGGCAAUGCCCUGUGCACGAUGAUGAUGAUGACGAGUAUUUGUUAAAAGAGCUUGAAAAAGAAUUAUGCAAUGGCAAACAAAUUGAUAUUGAUAGCCUGUAG